Wyeomyia smithii (pitcher-plant mosquito) is the source of this 975-nucleotide messenger RNA. RefSeq names its product general transcription factor IIH subunit 3 (gene Tfb4). Bases 58 to 924 code for a protein of 288 amino acids. Gene Ontology annotation, cellular component: transcription factor TFIIH core complex; transcription factor TFIIH holo complex. The transcript has 6 exons. The record is from RefSeq and is a predicted model, not a curated record. Gene Ontology annotation, biological process: nucleotide-excision repair; regulation of DNA-templated transcription. NCBI's taxonomy places the organism in Eukaryota, Metazoa, Arthropoda, Insecta, Diptera, Culicidae.
CUCCGGUUGACAUCUCUUGUGGUGAAUAAAGUGAGUAUCAAAACAAACAGGACAACGAUGGAAGAAAACAAGGACGCCAGCUUGUUGGUGAUCGUGCUGGACACUAAUCCAUCGCAACAAAUAAUUCGUAGUAAUCCACAUCAUCUCACACAAUGUCUCGACUCUAUCGUCGCCUUUGCAAAUGCACAUUUGAUGCAGAAAGCUCAGAAUAAAUUAGCAGUACUUGCUUGCCAUCACCAUGCAACCGAAUUUCUUUAUCCAACUCCGGGGAAACCCCUUGAAAUUCGGCAGGUUGAUGGUCAGUUUGAGGUGUUCACUCUGGUAGAGAAAACCAUUAAACAAAAACUGGCCAAAGUAAUCAAUGAAGCACCUAGGAUAACUUCCUCAACAGAGUCACUACUAGCGGGCAGUAUGGCCAUGGCUUUAUGUUAUAUCGCAAGGAUAAUUCGUAACAAACCAGCCGGGGUAAAAAUUAAUGCGCGCAUCUUAGUAGUGACCGGCAGCAACGAAUGUGCAUCCCAGUAUAUGACCUAUAUGAACGUGUUUUUUACAGCCCAGAAGCAGGGUGUUACGCUGGAUGUUUGCGCCCUGGAUAAGCCACUGAGUUUACUGCAGCAAGGGUGCGAUAUCACUGGCGGUCAAUAUCUGAAACUGCCCCAGUUAGAUGGAUUCCUCCAAUAUUUAUUGUGGGUAUUUUUACCUGAUCCUCAAAUGCGUUGCAAAUUAGUUCUUCCACCUCCAGUCAAAGUGGACUACCGAGCGGCUUGUUUCUGCCAUCGUGAGCUGAUUGAUAUUGGCUAUGUAUGUUCCGUUUGUCUAUCGAUAUUCUGCAAAUUCAGCCCAAUUUGCACAACCUGCCACACUGUAUUCAAAGCACCAGCACCUAUAGCUUCCAAACCAAAAAAGAAGAAAAUGAAGUCCUAGGGCUCACUUUUAUUAUCCAAUCUAUGAAAUAUAAAACAGCCUGUUUUCUAA